GCUUAACGGGCGAGGCACCAGGCAGAAGUUGGCAAGUCGCUGCUGGGGAAGGGCCGGCGGCUCCAGCGCCGGGGGGCGGCGGCGGCGGCCUAUGAGGGACUCCCGGGCGCCGCAGGGACGGGCGAGCCAUGGACGGGGCUGGGGGUGUCUCCUCCUCGGCCCUGGAGAAGAACGUGGCGGAGCUGACGGUCAUGGACGUGUACGACAUCGCCUCGCUGGUGGGGCAGGAGUUCGAGCGGGUCAUUGACCAGCACGGCUGCGAGGCCAUCGCCCGCCUCAUGCCCAAGGUGGUGCGGGUGCUGGAGAUCCUGGAGGUGCUGGUGAGCCGCAAUCACAUCCACCCCGAAAUGGAGGAGCUGCGGCUGGAGCUGGAUCGGCUCCGGCUGGAGAGGAUGGACCGGAUCGAGAAGGAGAAGAAGCACCAGAAGGAAUUAGAACUGGUGGAGGAUGUAUGGAGAGGGGAAGCACAGGAUCUUCUUACCCAAAUUGCUCAGCUUCAGGAAGAGAACAAACAACUGAUGACAAACCUGUCACACAAAGACAUCAAUUUCACAGAAGAGGAAUUUCAGAAACAUGAAGGAAUGUCCGAGAGGGAGAGGCAAGUGAUGAAGAAGCUGAAGGAAGUGGUAGAUAAACAAAGGGAUGAGAUCAGAGCCAAGGACCGGGAACUGGGACUUAAAAAUGAGGAUGUGGAGGCACUGCAACAACAACAGAACAGGCUAAUGAAAAUUAAUCAUGACCUUCGGCACAGAAUCACAGUAGUUGAGGCUCAAGGGAAAGCGCUGAUUGAGCAGAAGGUGGAACUGGAAGCCUAUCUGCAAACCAAGGAACAGGAGAUGGGCACUUUAAGGGCGGAGCUUGGGAAGCUGAGAGAGAAGCAACCAGGGGAGCACAGCCAAAAUGGAGAAGAAAUAAAGACAGAACCUAACAAUGAUGACUAUCUCUCUGAAUCGGAGAAGAUGGCUAUGGAUUUAAAAGAUCCAAACCGUCCAAGAUUUACUCUACAAGAGCUACGGGAUGUCUUGCAUGAGCGGAAUGAACUGAAGUCUAGAGUGUUUUUGUUGCAGGAGGAGCUUUUAUAUUAUAAGAGUGAGGAAACAGAAGAAGAAACUAGAUCCCCUCAGCCUACACCCAUAAUUAAUUCAAAAACCUCAACUCAGCCAGAAUCUGGAAUCAAACGACUGAACAGCUGUAUGUCCGCCUCUUUAAAACACACCUUUCCCUUCGCUGUGAAUACAGUAUUAUAAGGACACCAGGCAUAGUCUCUGCCAUCUUGGAUUUGCUCAUACAAUUGGUGAGUUGCUGCAUUUGCAAAUAGCUAAGGGAAAUAGAAGUUCUGAAAUCUCUAUAUAUAAUUUUUCCUCCCUGGAGUUACAGCUUGAUUUUUAGAUUUUCUACAAAUUUAAAGGGGCACUGAUCUCCUGAAAUCACCCUGAUUUACUAGUAAGUGUGUCUCUACUCCUCUAUGGCCAAAUGUGAGGAGAGAAUAUCUGUCGUGAGCUAAAAGGAGAUACUUGUGCAGAAAAAGCACCAGCACUGGAAUUAAACAUGCUGGCUCUAUUUUGUUUGUAUGCUGUACUGCAAAGACUUUUUUUUUUUCUUUCCUUUGAGUACCACACUUUUGUUCAAUAUAGUGCCUGAAGUAGUCUUACAUCUUGUUCUGAUAUCUGAGCUCUGCAGCUAACUGAGUGGGCCAUGGCGUGUAAAACUAGAAGUCUGAGCUAUGAUGAAUAAUAUAACAAUGUUUGGUUUGUUUUGUUUGAAUCCAAGAAUAGCAGCUACAGCAGCUGUGUUAGGAAGGCUUCCAAGCUGCAUUAGGUCACAAGUGAAAUGACUCUGGUGAUCUCAACUUUAUCCUUAACUGACAUUAGUUCAUAGCACAAAAAUAAAUUGGCCACAAUUGACAGUAUCUGCAGAGGAGAAUCCUUAGAACAGCUGAGGGUGUUGCAGGUAUGGAUGAAGAUGCUUUGUGUGGACCAGUCAUACUAGCCAAAGUGCUCUCAUGUUCAGGUUUUUUGAGCACCAGAGCGUACCUCCAAGUUGCACGAAUUGUAUGAUACACAGUAAAAGGGCUGAACACUUACAAAGAAACUAUGUCACAGCAAGUCAGCUAAAAGAAUGUUUCUUGUAGCAUAGUUGCAACGCUUUGAAACCAGUAUUCGAGCUGCCUGUGGUUAGCAUUUCUGCAGGUGUAUUGAUGCAGAACCUCUCAGAAGAGAGACAUGGGCCCUUUUUAACCAAGUAGAAUGCAAUGGGGUUUGUUUUGUUUUUUUUAACUUGACAGUAUCAGUUUUGUCACUUGCAAUACCCUUAAAACUGUAAAAUGGAUCAUUUCUAACCCUAUUUCCUAUGCAGAUAUUCAUGGGAAAGCAGUAGCUAUUGGUAGAACACUGUUUGUAUUUCUUAACAUCCACCUUCAUCCUUCACUUCACCAUUAUGUAUGUGCCUGUUUCUUUUACAAACCUGUAACUGGAAAAACAAUGUAUUCUCAUGCUCUGCAUCGCUAGAGAUUAUAAUCCCUUGGUGAAGUUACACCAAGGCUGUGUGCUGCAUCACUGUAGAAAUUUGACCUCUCCGUUAUCAAUAUUUUUAAGAUGGCAUAACAACCAGAUUUUAAUUACUAAUUUCUCUAACCCAGAAGUGCCAGUGAGCAGCUGUCUUGGGUGAUGCAGAUUUUUCUCUCUAACUAAUCCCAUGUGUGAUAAUUCAAAGUAACCCUAUGUAUCUUUUAUGGAAUGUCUUAUUUAUUACUCCAGUCUUAUCUCUGUGCCUGUACUUUUCUGACCAGGAUCUUUACAGCCAUAAUGCCCAUGGUAGCAGCUGGAUUGAUUCCAGAUGAUCCCACAU
This is a messenger RNA of Chelonia mydas (Green sea turtle), 2847 nucleotides long. RefSeq names its product Rab interacting lysosomal protein like 1 (gene RILPL1). Gene Ontology annotation, biological process: cilium assembly. NCBI's taxonomy places the organism in Eukaryota, Metazoa, Chordata, Testudines, Cheloniidae. Gene Ontology annotation, cellular component: cytoplasm; ciliary basal body. The transcript has 7 exons. The record is from RefSeq and is a predicted model, not a curated record. Gene Ontology annotation, molecular function: protein dimerization activity. The coding region runs from base 129 to 1247 and encodes 372 amino acids.